GUAAGAAAGACCGCGCACUCUCUUGUCCUUUAGCCUAGACAGUGAUACCAAGAAAAGCUUGCUAAGGCUGGAAUACCUAUUUGUUUGGUUACUUUUACUGUACAUAUGUGAGUACCAGAGAAUGUUUUGUUGUUCUUUCAUAUCCCUAUAGCAGUAACCGCGAGGACUAAUGGGGAUUGCAGUACUUCUGGUCCUGAUUCUUCGGCAUUGGAUCAACAACGUGGAGGGUAAGGCUAGAGACCGAAUCAAAUGGCUUUGAUUAAAUAACUUCAGUAACUUCUCCUUUCAAGGUUACAUGUAACUGCAGUAUAUCCAGAUUUUCCCCUAGAUUAUAAUACCUUUAGUAUACUUUUAUAGAGAUAAAUAUUCCACUUCAUACAUGAAUGCAAUGUAUUGCUUACAUUUGAAUUAGUUUAUUUGAUCCAGUGGUUUUUAUAUACAAAUAUUUAUUUAUUUACAAAUUAUUAUUGUGAUUUAUCAUGAUAACAUAACCGAUCGUUUGCUCUAGUUAUUCAUGCGCAAGUUAACCAGGCACAUCACAAAGACAGAGGCACUAAACAAUCACUCAUAUACUGAUAUACCGUAUUACAUGCCAGGCAGUGCAGUGCCGUGAGACAGUAUAACCUGUGUUAGACAGGGCCAACCACACUGACCACUUCUCUAUUCUAUAUUCCCCGUGUGGUGUCCAUGUAGGAACAUGUUCGGUUGGCAGUGCAGUGACUUGUGAUGAGUGUCUCCAGCUGGGUCCCCACUGUGCAUGGUGCACACAAGAGGUAGGCUAUACAUCUAGGGUAGGGGAACCCAAUUAUAUUCAGCUGUGGGCCGAUUGUUCCUUGAGCGGAUGGUCGGGGGGCCGCAUUAUAGUUAUAAAUAAUUUGGGCACGGCAAAUUGACCGCAAGAAUCCCAAACAGAUACAAUAUUUGACAAAAACUGAAUAAUUUCAAACCUUGAUUAUAUUGGGAUACGAUCACAUAUGCCUCUCUAUUUAUGCAUGGGAAUACUUAGGAACAUAUUUCCUUUAAUACAAAUAACUUUGAGGUCAUUUCCUGGUGAUUUUACAGUCUUUUAUGUCCAAGAAUGAAAUGUAUAUAUAUAUAUAUAUAUAUAUAUAUAUAUAUAUAUUGCACAGAAAACUUGGGGGCCAAAUAUAAUCACUGCCUAAAUGAUCUUCAGAAGUUGUACCUUUCAGUUAGUACUACAGUAUGAAUAUGACUAUUGACUGACAAAACACAAAUAUCUGUGUCAGAUUGGUUGUAAUGUGGGAGUAAAACCUUGUGGUGUUUUUAACCUCUCAGAAUUUCACAGACUCGUUUUUAAUCAGUGAGCGAUGUGACACGCCAUACGUCCUCCAAGAGAGGGGCUGUCCCCAGGACCAGGUAGAAUUCCCUGUGACCAUCUCCGAGGUCCACCGGGACCAGCCUCUCGGGAAGAAGACGGGGAAUACCAACAGCACACAGAUAUCGCCACAGAAGAUGGCCCUCAAACUCAGAACUGGUAAACCCUUAUUUAUACAGUUAUUGAUGGAGACCUGGGGCAGUCGCUGUGUUCAUUAUUUAUACAGUCAUUGGGUACACUGCCUACUGCUCACAAUGUGAGUACAUGUUGGCCUGGCGGUGAUUUGAAGUUGAUUUAGAAACUAUUUUUGAUGAAGGGAGGAUGUUUAAUGAAUAUUUUCACACCAUUUUUCACAUAAAGAUAAUAAUAUGAAUAUCAUUUCUCACUAGCAUGGUCAGCCCUUGAACUGAACGGAGCCCGGAUAGAGAGACAGAAAACACUCUCCUAUUUCUUGUUUUUUUUUGUUCAGGCAGUGAGGUGACCUUCCAGAUCAGUGUGCAGCAGACAGAGGACUACCCUGUAGACAUCUACUACCUGAUGGACCUCUCAGCCUCCAUGAUUGACGACCUGGAGAUGAUUAAAGACUUGGGCUCCACCCUGUCCAAGGAGAUGGCAAAGCUCACCAGUAAAUUCAGACUUGGAUUCGGGUCCUUCGUUGAGAAACCAGUCCUCCCGUUCAUUAAGAUCACUCCUGGAGAGUUGGAGAACCCUUGCAGGUAGGGUACAGUAUGGUUGGGAGAAAUUAAAUGAAAACCAUUUGUAACACCACAUCCUCUAUGGUUAAAGUACAAAUGAAGACCACUUUCUUUAUAUAAUAAUAUAAUAUAUGCCAUUUAGCAGACACUUCUAUCCAAAGCGGCUUACAGUCAUGCGUGCAUAAGUAUGGGUGGUCCCGGGAAUCAAAACCCACUACCCUGGCGUUACAAGCACCAUACUGAGCUACAAAGGACCAGCUUUCUGUGGAAGAGACAGAUUUUCUCACUGAAAGAGCUUAGUAAACGAGUCUGUUUAUAACAAGCUUACUUGUUCUUAGUAAUGGUAAUAGCUAGUAAUAAUUCAUUAGUUAAACAGUGAUGGAAAUUCUUAUCUGUAGACAUGGAAAGUCAUGUAAAGUUAUUUUAUUUGUAAUUUGUCUAAGAGUGGGAACCCUGGUCAUAGAUGUAAUACGCUAUGUUUCUCUGUGGUAUUCCCGUGCAGGAGUGUGGAUGAGAGCUGUCUGCCAACGUUUGGAUACAAACACGUCCUGCCCCUCACCAGCAGCACAGAGAAGUUCAACGACAUCAUCACCAACCAGCGUGUGUCUGCCAACAUCGACCUGCCGGAGUGUGGCUUCGAUGCCAUCAUGCAGGCUGCUGUCUGUGGGGUAAGUGACAGAGUCUGUGGUUCAGGUUUGAUUUGAUUUGUCCCCAUUUUAAUAGAAUAGAAUAGAGCUGAAUAUAAAAUAAUACUGUAGAAUAGAAUGUAAGGGAAGGGAAUGGAAUGGAAUAGAAUAUCUUUAUUUUUCAAGGGAACUUCAGGUGUGCUUUGACAUCGGACUAUUGGAUUAUUCCGAUAUAAUAAUCUCUCAUCUCUCCCUGUUAGGACAAGAUAGGCUGGAGGAACGACUCCAUGCGUCUGUUGGUGUUUGUGAGCGACGCCGACUCUCACUUUGGGAUGGACAGCAAGAUGUCAGGCAUCGUCAUCCCUAACGACGGGGAGUGCCAUCUGGACAGCAACAAUGAAUACUCUAUGGCUGCCCAUCUGGUAAGGGGACAGUCACAUCAGAUCCAUUCAUUAUGUCUAUGACUGGGGUUGUAAUACUAUGAUUCACUAUUUAUGAUACUAUAACAUGGCUUUCAUUCCUAUACAUGGUGAAAGAGUGUCCCUUUACUGUAAAGACUACUGGCUCUUUGGGGUCUAGGCCGGGUGACUGUAAAGCACUUUUUAUUACUGUUGAUGUGAAAAAGGCUUUAUAAAUACUUUGAAUUGUUUUAUUAAUUGGUAUGAAAUACGAUGGUCUGAGGUUUUAAAAUACUGACUUUGUCCUCCCAGGAAUACCCAACUCUGGGACAGCUGAUGGAUAAACUGGUGGAGAACAAUAUCCUGCUUAUAUUCGCUGUGACGGAAAAUCAGAAACACAACUACGAGGUGAGAACUUCUCCUUCUCCCUCCAUUGUCUUUUUCCCAACAGCAAUGUGACAUUUACCUGUUAAAAAACACCGGGUUGAAAUGAGGUAUGUGGUAAGCCGGUUAUGGAAUGGAGAAGCAAAAUGUAUCUCUAUGUAUCGUUGAGGUUAGCAUAUUUGAUUCAUUAAGUACUCUCAGUGGACGUGUUGGAACAAGCGCUCUUUUCUUCCUGUUUUCGGUAGAGCUUAUUUCCUUAUGAGGUUGCUGUGACUGGACGACCGACCUACAUAAACAGUAACAGUGUAUAUGUUGUGUGUUUUAUCUCAGAACUAUGCACAUUUCAUACCUGGUGCCACGGUGGGGGUUUUGGAAUCAGAUUCAAGGAACAUCCUGGAACUGAUUGUGACAGCGUAUAAGGUAAGAAUACGCUCCUGUCACUGUGGGUGUACAGUGUGUUUGUUAGUUAGCUAGCAGGACUAUUGAGACUUGCUGAGUACAUGGCCAUAGUGACCUCUGCCUAGCUGCCUCGGCCUAGAUUAUUCCUUUCUGUUUAUCUCUUCUCUCUCCCUCCUCUCUUCACCACCCCUCUCUCCCUCCUCUCUCCAAAACCCCUCUCUCUCUCCUCUCUCCACCACCCCUCUCUCUCUCCAACACCCCUCUCUCCCUCUCCUCUCUGAACCUCAGUAUGCUGUCAGCAGGUCUGUACUCGCCCCUGCUGUUUGAUCCUCUGUGGCUCUGUGUUCCUCCCUACAGUCUAAUCCCUAUUGGCUGCACUCCUACAGCGUGUGUGUGUGCGAGUGUAUACACGAGGGUAUGCGCGAGUGGUGUGAGUGCGUGUGUGUUGAGGGAGAUGAGAGCAGACCCACAGCCUCUAAUCACUUCAUCAGACACUUCCUGAACAGCCUACCAUAGCCAAGUCACGUCUGGCUCUGCUAGCUAUGCCAAGGGGCUUCACUGAGAGCUUUAUUCAAUACAGAGCUAAUGGCAAAGCACUUAGCAUCUAGCAUCUAGCAUAAUAAGAAAUGUACAGGACAUACUUUAUGUGAAAGUUAUUAAGAUGUCAGCCACGUUACCAAUGUACCUUAUUUGUGGGAUAACUAGAUAUUGAUCUAGUGCUCCUCAUAAUACACUGUACAUGAGUACAGUACUGCUCCAGCUGUGUCUCAGCUCAAGCUUUUGGCUAAACAUCUAGCUUUGUAUUCUCAAGCAUCACACAGCCCACAUCUUCCCCAAAGGCCUGAAGGAACUAAAGGAUAAAAAAAUGCCAAGUACUCUGUCAACACUGUGCUCACUUAGAGAAAGAGUCCCAAGAGUCUGCUCUGAGGUCAGAUCUAUCUCACUAUACCCUGUGGUGAUUGGCUACUAACACCUGGAAAACCUGGGAGCUUGACGGAAUACCUGGGAAGUUACUGGGAUCAUGACUCACACCACUCAGAGAAAGGGACUUACCUAUAUACUGGAAGACUAGAAAUGAAUAGGCACAGCUGGGUAAACCUUAUCAGUGUUGGAGCAUACUGUAGACUUAGAAAGUGAGUAAUAAGUCAGUGGUUGCAGAAGCUUAUUAUGGUUCCCUUUCACACACACAAACACACACACACACACACACACACACACACACACACACACACACACACACACACACACACACAGGACUAGCACCUGACCACGGCCCUGUUAUAGGUUCACUUUCUGUUUCCAGGAGCUGCGGUCUGAGAUAGAGCUGGAGAUACUAGGAGACACUGAGGAUCUACAGAUCUCCUUCACAGCUAUCUGUCAGGAUGGAACGGUACUACCUGGACAGAAACUAUGCUCCAACGUCAAAGCUGGAGACACGGUUUGUUCCUAUUUUGCUUGUCAAUGCACAGUAAUAUUUGCAAAUAUGAAGCAGUUGGUCCGUGAUAUUCAAGAACAAUAUGUCAAAAGGUUCCUCUUGUCAUAACAAUACAGCCACCUCAAUACAUGUAUGCUAUAACAUUCACCCUUCAAUCUCUGUGAUUCCCAGGUCUCCUUCAACGUGACUGUAGAACUCUCUGAGUGUCUCGACGGUCCCCAGCACUUCCUCAUCAAACCGGUGGGCUUCCAGGACCCCCUGGAGUUAGAGCUGGAGUCCCUGUGCUCCUGUCCCUGUCACCAGACCCCCGAGCCCAACAGCAGCCACUGCAGCCUGGGCCGGGGAUCUCUGGAGUGUGGCUCCUGCCUGUGUGAUCCAGGGUACAUGGGGUCCAAGUGUGAGUGUAUGGAGGAGAGCACCCAGAGCAGUAACUGCAAGGCCAGUGGCGAUGCAGAGUUGUGUAGCGGACAAGGGGAGUGUUACUGUGGCCAGUGUGUGUGUCAGCCGUCGAGUUUCGGACGCAUCUACGGGGCCUACUGCGAGUGUGACGACUUCUCGUGUGUGAGGUUCCGAGGGGUACUCUGUGGAGGUGUGUACGUACGGUCGAAACACGGACUCUCAUGACAGGCAUUGUGGUUUCACCUAUUCCACUUUUGAUGAAAACAACUAAUGACUCAGUAAUAUAACAUAUGACUUUAGAAUAUUGCAGCAAGAUACACUGUAGUCACUUUCUUGCAUGCUAAUGUGUGUGUGUGUGUGUGUGUGUGUGUGUGUAGGUCACGGGGACUGUGACUGCGGCGAGUGUGUGUGUCUGAGCGGCUGGACGGGGGAGUACUGUAACUGCAGCAGCAGCAGGGACACGUGUGUGUCGGAGGACGGAGCGCUGUGCAGCGGACGGGGGAAGUGUGUGUGCGGGAAGUGUGUGUGUUCCAUGCCCGGAGCCUCUGGAGACACCUGUGAAAGGUGCCCUACCUGUGGAGACUCCUGUAGCUCUGCUAGGUAAGAAGAGCACACACCUGUCCAGUUUCCCAAUGGGUAAUAUGUACAGUGCCUUCAGAAACUAUUCAGGCCCCUUGACUUAUUCCACAUUUUGUUGUGUUACAGCCUGAAUUCAAAAUGGAUUAAAUAAAUAAAAAAUAUCACCCAUCUACACACAUUACCCCAUAAUGACAAAGUGAAAACAUGUUUUUAGACAUUUUUGCAAAUGUGUUGAAAAUUAAAUCUAGAAAUAUAUAAUUUACAUAAGUAUUCUCACCCCUGGGUCAAUACAGUACAUAUAACAAAUGUGAGUCUUUCUGGGUAAGUCUUUAAGAGCUUUGCACACCUAGAUAUUUGCACAUUAUUCUUUAAAAAAUUAUUCAAGCUCUGUCAAGUUGGUUGUUGAUCAUUGCUAGACAGCCAUUUUCAAGUCUUGACAUAGAUUUUCAAGCCGAUUUAAGUAAAAACUGUAACUAGGCCAUUCAGGAACAUUCAACGUCGUCUUGGUAAGCAACUCCAGUGUAUAUAUGGCCUUGUGCUUUAGGUUAUUGUCCUGUUGAAAGGUGCAUUUGUCUCCCAGUGUCUGUUGGAAAGCCGACUGAACCAGGUUUUCCUCUAGCAUUUUUCCUGUGCUUAGCUCUAUUUCGUUUCUUUUUAUCCUAAAAAAACUCCCUAGUCCUUGCUGAUGACAAGCAUACCCAUAACAUGAUGCAGCCACCACCAUGCUUGAAAAUAUGAAGAGUGGUACUCAGUGAUGUGUUGUGUUGGAUUUGCCCCAAACAUAACAUUUUGUAUUAACAGUUUUACUUUAGUGCCUUAUUGCAAACAGGAUGCAUGUUUUAGAAUAUUUGUAUUCUGUACAGGCUUCCAUCUUUUCAUUUAGGUUAGUAUUGUGGAGCAACUAUAAUGUUGUUGAUCCAUCCUCAGUUUUAUCCUAUCACAGCCAUUAAACUCUGUAACUGUUUUAAAGUCACCAUUGGCCUCAUGGUGAAAUCCCUGAGCGGUUUCCUUCCUUUCUGGCAACUGAGUUAGGAAGGACACCUCUAUAUUUUUAAUGACUGGGUGUAUAGCUACACCAUCCAAAGUGUAAUUAAUGAGGCAUUGGAAAACCUCCCUGGUCUUUGUGGUUGAAUCUGUGUUUGAAAUUCACUGCUUGACUGAGGGACCAUUCAGAUAAUUGUAUGUGUGGGAUACAGAAAUGAGGUAGUCAUUAAAAAAUUAUGUAAAACACUAUUAUUGCACACAGAGUGAGUCCAUGCAACUUAUUAUGUGACUUGUUAAGCACAUUUUUACUCCUGAACUUAUUUAGGCUUGCCAUAGCAAAGGGGUUGAAUACCUAUUGACUCAAGACAUUUCUGCUUUUCAUUUUGAAUUAAUUAGUAACAUUUUGUAAAAACAUAAUUCCACUUUGACAUUAUGGGGUAUGUGUGUAGGCCAGUGAACCAAAUUCAGGCUGUAACACAACAAAAUGUGGAAAACCUCAAGGGGUGUGAAUACGUUUUGAAGGCACUGUAAGCCAUCUGUUUCAGGAAUGGCAACAGCGACUGUAGACAGGACAGCAGACAAAUACAGUACUGAAACUGAUGAGAUGCUAACACUUAUAGCAAAUGUCUAGGCCACACUAGCCCACAUCCUGUGAAACUGGGUCAUGUUCCACAUUAGCCCACGUCGUGUGAAACCUUGGUCAUGUUCAGCAGAAAGUUUUUGAGGUCCAAUGAAAACAAAUUACGUUUACCUACAGUAUUGAGAAGCCCUUUACCCUUUAUUUGACUAAUUGAUUCUUGCCCGUCUUUACUUUGAUGAGGAGAGAGAGCGAGAGAGCGAGAGAGAGAGAGAGAGAGAGAGAGAGAGAGAGAGAGAGAGAGAGAGAGAGAGAGAGAGAGAGAGAGAGAGAGAGAGAGAGAGAGAGAGAGAGAGAGAGAGAGAGAGAGAAGCCUUAGGAACAAACUGAAAUCUGGCCAAGGCUUCUUCUGUUCACUCUUUAUCAGGGAACACAAAUACCCCUCCUCUUGAGACCAGCACUCAACGCGUGACAGAUUGUGUGUGUGUUCCUCAGGACCUGUGUGGAGUGUCAUCUACAAGCAGAAGAGGAGGCCACAGAGGAGUGUGUCCAAAGGUGCAGCGUCUCUCACGUCUUCAUCAACAAUUCCACAGGUUAGUUACUCCUGCCUGUCUGUCUUUCUGUCUGAUCUGUUUAUAGACACGAGUAGCCGAAUCAUGACUGAUAAGAUUCAAAUCAAUAUUGUGAAAUGAGAACUAGAGAAUGUGACAGCAGAAACAGCAUUAUAACCACUUGUUUUAAUCAAAUGUGUGAUUGCUAGGCUUGAUGCCAGACUAUUUCUGCAUCCAACAAUGGUACAUUGUUUCCUUGCCAACCCUGAUGAAGAAGUUUCUGGGGGAACUUUCCCUUGUCUGGCCCUUGCUUUUACCUGUUUAAUAUGAUCACCCCACGUUGUUUGCCCUGCAUGGGUAAUAAACAGACUAGCAUGUAAAGUUCCCCCAUGGGUCAGAGAUCUGGAGGUAUGCUGGCCCGUCCUGCAUCAAGUGUCUCUCUUUGCCCCUAUCUUCACUCUCUUCAACCCUUUCCCUCUCCCAACAGAACACUGUCUGGGUCCAGUGUUAACCUGACACUAGACAAAGGGGAACAUAUUAUUUACCUUGUUCUACAGACGGGGCUAUUGUGGUGCUGGUUGAAAAUACAAGGACCUGGCUUUGCGGGUUUGUUCCUUUAAAUGGGAGCUUAUUUUGAACCCGUUCACACUAAUGCAAGCUGAGAGGUGUAUCUGAUCAUCGCACCAGAUCUUCAGGACUCAGAUGUGAAAUACAAUGGUGUGACACACACACACACGCACACACACACACACACAUUCACACAACAUAGAUCUUGGCCUUUGAUAUGGAAAUCAUAUUGGCAGCAGAAUAGAGAGGAGGGUAUCCUCUUACGUCCUCUUACAAUGCAGAGGGAAGUUGAUAUAUGGCUUAUUCAUUCAUUCCAUCUUCAUAGAUGUGUAUGUGUCCACAUUGCUUUUCAGAGUACGAUGAGAGCCAGUCCAUGCUGUGUAACCUAAAGAGCGAGAACGAGUGCUUCAUCUCUUUCAAUGUGGUGGCUGGGGACACAGGGAGCACUGUGUAUAAUCUAAAGAUGUACGGUAAGGUCAACACCACACCUUGGGCCAGAUUCACUUAAAGGUUUUGAACAUCACAUAAAAGUAUGAACAGUGAGAGAACCUGGAAUUAAAAUAGAUUUUUGGGGGGGGUUUGUAUCAUUUGAUAUACACAACAUGCCUACCACUUUGAAGAUGCAAAAUAUGUUUUAUUGUGAAACAAACAAGAAUUAAGACAAAAAACUGAAAACUUGAUCGUGCAUAACUAUACAAAGUCCAAUACUUUGUAGAGCCACCUUUUGCAGCAAUUACAGCUGCAAGUCUCUUGGGGUAUGUCUCUAUAAACUUGGCACAUCUAGCCACUGGGUUGUUUGCCCAUUCUUCAAGGCAAAACUGCUCUAGCUCCUUCAAGUUGGAUGUGUGCCGCUGGUAUACAGCAAUCUUUAAGUCAUACCACAGAUUCUCAAUUGGAUUGAGGUCUGGGGUUUGACUAGGCCAUUCCAAGACAUUUAAAUGUUUCCCCUUAAACCACUCGAGUCUUGCUUUAGCAGUAUGCUUAGGGUCAUUGUCCUGCUGGAAGGUGAACAUCUGUCCCAGUCUCAAAUCUCUGGAAGACUGAAACAGGUUUCCCUCAAUAAUUUCUCUGUAUUUAGCACCAUCCAUCAUUCCUUCAAUUCUGACCAGUUUCCCAGUCCCUGCCAAUGAAAAACAUCCCCACAGCAUGAUGCUGCCACCACCAUGCUUCACUGUGGGGAUGGUGUUCUCGGGGUGAUGAGAGGUGUUGGGUAUGCGCCAGACAUUUUCCUUGAUGGCCAAAAAGCUCAAUUUUAGUCUCAUCUGACCAGAGUACCUUCUUCCAUAUGUUUGGGGAGUCUCCCACAUGCCUUUUGGCAAACACCAAACGUGUUUGCUUCUUUUUUCUUUAAGCAAUGGCUUUUUUCUGGCCACUCUUCCGUAAAGCCCAGCUCUGUGAAGUGUAUGUCUUAAAGUGGUCCUAUGGACAGAUACUCCAAUCUCCGCUGUGGAGCUUUGCAGCUGCUUCAGGGUUAUCUUUGGUCUCUAUGUUGCCUCUCUGAUUAAUGCCCUCCUUGCCUAGUCCGUGAGUUUUGGUGGGCAGCCCUCUCUUGGCAGGUUUGUUGUGGUGCCAUAUUCUUUCCAUUUUUUAAUAAUGGAUUUAAUGGUGCUCCGUGGGAUGUUCAAAGUUUCUGAUAUUUUUUUAUAACCCAACCCUGAUUUGUACUUCUCCACAACUUUGUCCCUGACCUGUUUGGAGAGCUCCUUGGUCUUCAGGGUGCUGCUUGCUUGGUGGUGCCCCUUGCUUAGUGGUGUUGCGGACUCUGGGGGCCUUUCAGAACAGGUGUAUAUAUACUGAGCUCACGUGAAACUUAGAUUGCACACAGGUGGACUUUAUUUAACUAAUUAUGUGACUUCUGAAGGUAAUUGGUUGCACCAGAUCUUAUUUAGGGGCUUCAUAGCAAAGGGGGUGAAUAAAUAUGCACGCACCACUUUUCCGUUAUUUAUUGUUUAGAAUUUUUUGAAACAAGUUAUGUUUUUCAUUUCUCUUCACCAAUUUGGACUAUUUUGUCUAUGUCCAUUACAUGAAAUCCAAAUAAAAAUCAAUUUAAAUUACAGGUUGUAAUGCAAUAAAAUAGGAAAAACGCCAAGGGGGAUGAAUACUUAACAGGCAGGGGUGAGAAUCUCAGUGGGAAACAUUGGAAACGGAAUGGCCAAUGAUCUGCUUGCCAGACAGAUUUUUCACACCUGUCAAUAUAUAAUAUAUAUUCAUAACAUUAGCAUAAAAGGACUCCAUAUCUAUCACAACCUGGGUAACAAUCACUAUAAUGUUCAGAUAAUUUAUCUCGAAAAGUGUGCUAACAAAACUUGCUAUUACAGUUACACCUCGAAAGCGUGUCUCUGUGAUGACUACGGAAGUAACUGUGUUUGUGUGUUUGUCUGUCUCUCUCUCUCUCUCUCUCUCCCUCCAGACUGUCCUGAGCCCCCAAACAUAGCUAUGAUAGUACUGGGGGUCUCUCUGUCCAUCCUCACCAUCGGCCUCAUCCUGCUGGGGGUGUGGAAGCUGCUGAUCUCAGUCCACGACCGCAAAGAGGUCGCCAAGUUUGAGGCCGAGAGGGCAAAGGCUAAAUGGCAGUCGGUGAGAUGGUGUCCUUGUCCUCAUUUGCUCUGUGUAAUGUCAAUUACUCUGAAAUUCUUGUAUAAUUUACUGUUAAACUGUUUUUUUUCUUUCUCCACAGGGUACAAACCCUCUGUUUAGAAGCUCGACGUCAACGUUUAAAAAUGUAACUUAUAAAAGCGCAGGGGGACCGAAAGUUGAUAUUCAUUCAAUGGAUGGCUACUGAUGAUGACAUCAGCUUUUAUAUAUCAAAUAUUUACCCGCAGUUGAGUGCACUGGAUGUCCGUUGUAGAGAUGUUUAUGUUGUAUAGGACCUAUGUGUGUGUGUGUGUGUGUGCG
Messenger RNA from Coregonus sp. 'balchen', 11825 nucleotides. The record is from the annotation of a GenBank genome assembly. NCBI's taxonomy places the organism in Eukaryota, Metazoa, Chordata, Actinopteri, Salmoniformes, Salmonidae.